AUGAAUAAAUAUUUUUCAGACACUGACCAGACCAGCUUGGGUGAACCAAAUGGAAAGUACUGUGAGUCUUGCUUCAGAGGCAACUCGUCUGAGGAAUGUUCCUCCAGAGAUCGAGUGGCAUGCCAUGGAAAUCAGUUUCAAUGUGUGUCAUAUGUAGGAAAAGCAGAAAGAGGAGGUACUGUAAAUGUCUUAUCAUGAGAAAUAUGAACAUUGUGCAUUUAUUAAAGCGAACGGUGUAAAUACAUUAUUGUUCAUUCUAUAUUCCACACACACCAGACACACAGUCACCCCCACACAACACACGCUGCAUUCUCUGUUCAACCUACAUACAACACACAGAACCUUCACAUGCACACAUCAAACACAACUCACAUACAGCCAUUAGCCCCUCCUGCCCUCCUGCCCUAUCCUCUAUAUCGGGUGGUGGGAGGUGUAUCACUUUGUUUUAAGUCCCUACUCCAAAUUUAAAAGGAAAUCCUAGUUUUUCUUAUGUAUAAGUAAUAAACUAGAAUUUAUUUUUUUUAAAGCAAAAAUUAUAUAUAAAGAAAAAAAGAUUCAUUAAGAAACAGCCUCACCAGUCUGUGUCUCCUCUCUGCGUGGACCUCACUCCAUAAGGCCUAAUAAUCUCUUGCUUUCCCUUUGGUUCUGAGGCCAGGCCUACCUCUCUGUUCUGAUAUUGCAGCUAUCCUCCUACCCUGACUAGGCAUUGACUGCCCCACUCCCCUGGCAUUCUGAAACCUAACCAUAUGUCAGCUAAUCCUACUCCAUUUGAUACAACAUUGUCCCUUUCUAUGCCCAUCAUACUAAUCCUCUCCUGACACCACUCCAUACUAGACACCCCCCCACUAGACACCCCCUUGAUCCUUGCAAGUCUAACCCUCCCUACACAGAUAUAAAAUAUGUCAAAAUACAAUACUACAGCUAACCAUUUGUGAAUGUUUAACACUGAUACUUAGAAUAGUAUUUUUGCACCAGAAUUUCAAUGAUAUAUUAAUUUUCUACGUCUCUAAGGGGUACCUUUAGGACAUAUUUUUGAUGAUAUUAGAUUCAUAUUAUACUCUCUCUUUUGCAGAUCUCAGUAUUGGACAUUACAGUUUCAAAGGAUGUAUUUCCGAUGUAGGAUGCAUUGUGAAGUUUUCAGCCUUGCCAGGAACUCAACAGCUCGUGGAAAAGAUCUUUAGUUGUAGUGCUGCUGACCCAGAACCUUUUGACUGUUUUGGAUGUGAAUAA
Molecule: messenger RNA, 1230 nt
Organism: Pelobates cultripes (western spadefoot toad)
Lineage: Eukaryota; Metazoa; Chordata; Amphibia; Anura; Pelobatidae
Source: the annotation of a GenBank genome assembly